Molecule: messenger RNA, 1132 nt
Organism: Prunus mume (Japanese apricot)
Lineage: Eukaryota; Viridiplantae; Streptophyta; Magnoliopsida; Rosales; Rosaceae
Product: MADS-box protein JOINTLESS-like
Biological process (GO): regulation of DNA-templated transcription
Cellular component (GO): nucleus
Molecular function (GO): protein dimerization activity; DNA binding; DNA-binding transcription factor activity
Source: RefSeq, a predicted model, not a curated record
AGAAAAAGGUAUGUAAUUGAUUGUCCAUAAAAGGGAAAAAUUCAGUUUGAAAUUCAUUUUAAUCCCUUCCUUCGUUGAACAGUUAGCCAGCAGGAGAAGCAGCCAUUUCUCUCUCCCAUUCUCUUAGUUUUUCUGAAAACACCAAAACUUCAGACCCUGGAACCCCCCAAAAAGGGGGGAUGGUGAAGACGAUGAGGAAGAAGAUCAAGAUCAAGAAGAUUGACUACUUGCCUGCAAGGCAGGUGACCUUCUCAAAGAGGAGGAGAGGGAUCUUCAAAAAAGCUGAGGAGCUAUCUGUUCUGUGUGAAUCUGAGGUGGCAGUUGUCAUCUUUUCUGCUACUGGCAAGCUUUUUGAUUAUUCAAGCUCAAGUACAAAGAAUGUUGUUGAAAGGUAUAAAGCGCACACAAAUGGUGUCGAAAAAUCGGACGAACCGUCUGUUGAGCUGCAGCUAGAAAUUGAAAACCAGAUCAGAUUGAACAAGGAACUUGCGGAGAAGAGCCGCCAGCUGAGGCAGAUGAGAGGAGAGGAUCUUGAAGAGCUGAAUAUUGAUGAGUUGCAGAAGUUAGAACAACUGGUGGACGCAAGCCUUGGCCGUGUGAUUGAAACUAAGGGAGCUGAGCUGGUAGAAGCCAACAACCAGCUACGGCAGAGGAUGGUGAUGUUAUCCAGAGGAAAUAUUGGACCUGGGCUUACGGAGCCGGAGAGGUUCAUUAAUAAUAUUGGAGAUGGAGGAGAAGAAGGCAUGUCAUCUGAAUCUGCCACAAAUGCAACCAUCAGCAGCUGCAGCAGUGGUCUCAGUCUCUCUCUUGAAGAUGACUGCUCAGACGUCACUUUAGCUCUCAAACUGGGGCUUCCCUAAUUUCUAUGGUUAAGAAAUGGUGAAAGAUGAAAGUUUACUCUCCUUAUAGCUAACCCUAAUUUCCAUGGUUAAGAAGUGGAGAAAGAUGAAAGUUUACUCUCUUUAUAGCUAAAUAAAAUUGAGGUAUUGUAAGAUAUCAGUGAUUGUGUGUCUUAACUCGAUACAAGAUUAAAAAAUAUUGAAGGGAGAGUAACUUUGUGUUGUAUCUAAACCUAUGUAUUGCAUGCAGCCUAACAUAUUUCUCUAUGACUCAAGUAUUAUAUUUAGAACUU